AUGUGGCUUCCUUGUGUUUCGGACCGCGUGCACUUCUUAUUGGUGUUACCCAUUGACAAACUCCUUUCCAAUUCCUUCCUUUUUUUCUUCUUUUUUUUUUCUUUUAUACUUAUCUAUAUAAAACUUUCUUUCUUUCUUUCUUUCUUUCUUUCUUUCUUUCUUUCUUUUACCUAUAAGUUUCUCUCUCGCUUCUCUGUUUGUCUCGGGCGCGCUUUUCCACGUCAAGCUAUACCAGCGACGUUGCGUUCACUGAUCUCCUUUAAUGAACGGGGUACAUCACCAUUAUCAAGCAACAUCGCCAAACUCCGCAUGGAAGAGUUUCACCUAUUCUACGGAAAACAGAGCCUACGCCUGCUCCGCCAACCACGGCCGCCGCAGACACCGCCACUGCCAACAAUAUCACUAGCUUUAUCUGAAACACUGCAUCUCCCGGUCGUCGCCGCGACUGCUGAUGCCACCCUCGACACCAGUACCUCCAGGUUCUUUCUCAUCUGCAUCUUUGUAAUUCCCAGUCCUCAUGUAUGCUUCAGUCUGUCUAUUCAUAUGCAUUUAUUAACGUAUAUCUCCCCUCUCGCUCUCUCUCACUCUCUCUCUUUCCUCUCUGUUUAUGUCUGUCUCUUUCUCUCUGUCUUAAAGUUGAAUAAAAUCUAUCUAUCUAUCUAUCUAUCUAUCGAUCUAUCGAUCUAUCUAUCUAUCCCCGUCCCUUCAAUAUCUAUCUAUCUAUCCCCGUCCCUUCAAUAUCUAUCUAUCUAUCUAUCUAUCUAUCUAUCUAUCUAUCUAUCUAUCCCUGUCCAUUCAAUAUCUAUCUAUCUAUCUAUCUAUCUAUCUAUCUAUCUAUCUUAA
Messenger RNA from Acanthosepion pharaonis, 843 nucleotides. The record is from the annotation of a GenBank genome assembly. NCBI's taxonomy places the organism in Eukaryota, Metazoa, Mollusca, Cephalopoda, Sepiida, Sepiidae.